CAAGUGGCAUUUUUUUGUUCCGAGUUGAAAUGGGAGAUAGAAGGACAUUGUUGCUUCUAGUGCUGGUACUUUUCUCUGCACUAGUGUCCUUUGUUGGUGCCUAUGAAGAGGAAGAAAGCGAACAAACGACACAAGGAGAAAAAUGGUUCUUGUUGCGUCAGUUACAUAAUGUUGUGAAAACUAAUGCUGGGUCUAUGAGAAUGGUGAAGGGUGGGUAUCGAGCGGGUUCAUUUCUCCAUAGUCCAAUGCAUAUUGGUUUCAUCUCCAUGGAACCAAAUAGUCUCUUCAUCCCUCAAUACCUUGAUUCCGAUCUGGUCCUCUUUGUUCACCAUGGGGAAGCAAGAGUUGGACACAUCUAUAGGGAUGAAUUAGCAGAGAGGCAUUUGAAGCAUGGUGAUGUUUACACAAUUCCUGCUGGAUCAGCUUUCUAUUUGGAGAAUAGACUUGAAAAUCAGAGACUUCGCAUAAUUUGUAGUAUUGAAAUUACCUCAGAAUCCAUGGGAUGGCAUGCUUUCCAGUCUUUCUUCAUUGGCGGUGGAAUUCAUCCUGCAUCCGUUCUUGCUGGAUUCGAUCAUACCACGUUAGCAGCUGCUCUUAAUGUCUCGACAACAGAAUUAAACACGUUUUUGACCAGGCAAACUUCCGGUCCAAUCGUGCAUCUAUCUGGUUCUCAUCACACAAAUAUGUGGUCCGAAUUCGUGGCCCAAGAACCCCAUCAAAAACUAGCUCACAUGAAGACGAUUGUAAAUUUUAGGGAAGAAGCUAGCCCAAAAGAGGAGAAAUCAACAUGGUCAUUGAGGAAAUUUUUGUUUAAUUUAUUAAACAGAGAAGAUGAUGUCAAUCAUAAAGCUCCAUCAGCAUACAAUCUCUACAACAGGAAGCCCAAUUUCAAGAACGACUAUGGAUGGAGCAAGAAUGUGGAUGAGUCUCACUAUUCUCCUCUAAGACAAUCUGGCAAUGGCGUUUACCUUGUCAAUCUAUAUCCGGGAUCCAUGAUGGCACCUCAUGUUAAUCCAACAGCAAUAGAGUAUGGAGUAGUGUUGAAAGGGACCGGCAGGAUCCAAAUUGUAUAUCCAAAUGGGACUUUAGCAAUGAAUGCCAGAGUAGGAGAAGGGGAUGUUUUUUGGGUGCCAAGGUACUUCCCUUUCUGCCAAAUUGCUUCGACGAAUGGCCAUUUUGAGUUUUUCGGCUUCACAACAUCAGCAAAGAGGAAUCAUCAACAGUUCUUGGUGGGUAAGAACUCAUUGAUGCAGAGAUUAAGAGGGCCAGAAUUUGCAGCUGCAUUUGGAAUUGGCGAGAAAAGGCUUAAGAGGAUUGCCAAUGCUCAACGUGAACGAGUCAUCUUGCCUUCAUGGUCGUCGGAUUCUCCACAUGACAAGGCAUCAGAGCCAAAGACGACCAAUUUUGAGAGGAUUGUCGGGAGCUUGGGCAGUGACAUGAUCAUGGGUUUCGAUUAGUUUAAUUUGUUUAG
Molecule: messenger RNA, 1471 nt
Organism: Solanum dulcamara
Lineage: Eukaryota; Viridiplantae; Streptophyta; Magnoliopsida; Solanales; Solanaceae
Product: vicilin-like seed storage protein At2g28490
Exons: 5
Coding region: 30-1457 (475 amino acids)
Source: RefSeq, a predicted model, not a curated record